Molecule: messenger RNA, 826 nt
Organism: Rhizophagus irregularis DAOM 181602=DAOM 197198
Lineage: Eukaryota; Fungi; Glomeromycota; Glomeromycetes; Glomerales; Glomeraceae
Biological process (GO): reciprocal meiotic recombination
Cellular component (GO): nucleus
Molecular function (GO): double-stranded DNA binding
Source: RefSeq, a predicted model, not a curated record
AUUCAAUUCAACUUUAAACGCGUUUUUAAAAAGUUGAAAGGUUCAGAAUUUUUUAUUCACGGAAGAAUAUUUUUAUUUAUUUAAUAAUCAUGUCGAAGAAAGGUUUAUCACUUGCUGAAAAACGUAAAAGACUUGAGGCUUUAUUUCAUGAAACGAAAGAAUUUUAUCAACUUAAAGAGCUAGAAAGAGACGCGCCAAAAAUGAAAGGAAUCGUUACAAAUACUGUUAAAGACGUGCUUCAAAGUUUAGUAGAUGAUAAUCUUGUAAACACGGACAAGAUUGGUACAUCCAAUUAUUAUUGGUCUUUUCCUAGUAGCGCUCUUCAAUCGCGUAAAGCUAGAAUCGAAGAGCUUAUGCUAGAGCUCCAAAAAUUGAAAGAAAAAAAUGCCGAAUUACAAUCUAACAUUGAUGUAGCAUAUGACGGGCGUGAGAAUUCGGACGAUCGAGCCACGUUAUUGAAAAAGGUAGCAGAACUAGAAGCAAUUAACAAAAAACAUCAGGAAAAUUUGGCACUUUUUCGAGAAUGUGAUCCGGCACUUUUAGAGGCCAAGGAAAAUCACGCUAAUCUUGCAUUGGAGUGCGGUAAUCGUUGGACAGAAAAUAUCUUUCUAAUCCAAUCCUACUGUUUCAAAAAGUUCAAUAUUGAACGUGCCGAUUUCAACCAACAAUUUGGAAUUCCCGAGGAAUUCGAUACAUUGUAAUAAUUUGAAGUCGGACUGAAUACUGAAUACCCAGUGUAUCAUCCUUUAUGAUAUUAUACAUCCAUUUGUCUUGUAAAUUUAAAUAUAUCAUUACUUAUCAUUACUGUUACAUAAUGUGGUAAAUU